AGUGAUUAAACAAAUUGUUCACAAAAGUAAAUUUAGACCACUCGAAGCAAUGGUACUAACAGUUUCGAACUCACAGUGACUAAUGGGGGGAAGAACUUGUAUGUAUAGUGUACAUUCGAUUUAGUGUAAGAGAUGAGCUGAUUUUGGAUGAAUCAGUCUGUCAUGCACGAAUUUUAUCAGUACUAACUUAGUCUGAGGCAUCUAUUUAUUAGUAUGUAUCGUUCGUUCAAUAAGAAUGAUUUGUCUUUAUUCAAUCAAUCUGUAUGUUCCAUUUAAUUUUUAUUGUAAUUUGUUAUAGUCUUGUUAGUCCAAGGGAAUUAAAUGGAAAUCUUUCCCCGUAUUUUAUUAUUUUAAAAUUGAAUAGGUACUACUACGUUUUCUAUUAAAAUAGUCAGUCAUUAAAACGAGUUUAUACAGGGUGGAUAAAAAAAUACGAAAUAUGCUAAUUGCGUCCCAAUAGUGAUUGUAAUUGAAAAAUUUUUCGAAGAAAACUUGCUCCCAAUGUACUGUACAGUGUUCGAAAAUGAAAAAAAAAACAGUUUCGUUUAAAUGACAGGCCAAUGUAAUAUGGGACUAAUCGAAAAAAGUUAUGUCAAAAAAUAUAUAGCCCAGGUAUUUGCAUAGCUUCAUAUUUUGGCAUUCUGAAUAAUUUUUCAAUUGGAUCCAUCUUUUAUAUGGCUGGCGUUUAAAUGAAACCUUAUUUCAAUGUUCGAACACUGUAUAGUAUAGUAAAUCAAAUUUUUAUGCUGCAGACGAUCUUGCAUUCAGAGAAUAUUGCGUACUUUUCGAGACACCAUGUAUACUCGCCAUGUUUCCGAUUUGGUCAAAAAAACAAAAACAGUAUCUUUUUGGUCAAUAACUUACUGAACCGACUAGACGUAAAUCGCGAUUUUGAACCCAUUAGUUCCCAUGAGCACGCCAUACCCACUUUGAAUCAAUCACCGAACAAAUAAAAUUUGCUCUCUAAAAGCUAGUUGAUAUAAUAUCAAAUCAUUGGCUGCAUAUCAUUAUCUAUUGAUAGUGCUGUAGUACAUUAUUAAGUUUUUAGUCGGUAAUUUAUGGAAACCUACGACGUCGAAUUUAUUAGUUCUCAUCAGCACUCAGUCAGUCAGUCUGAAACGCUACUGUUUACAGUAAAUAUCAAUAAAUGACGAUUUACAUAUGUGUAUACUGCCAUGACUUGACAGUAAAUAUAACGAAGGAAUUAAUUUUUACCUUUUUUUUUUCAGAUGCAUAGACCAAUGGUUUGAGGUGAAUCGUUCAUGCCCCGAACAUCCAGGUGAUUAGCAAAGUUUGAUCGGAGGUCAAUCUUGUACAAAUAUUAGUAUUUUAAUUGAGAUGUGUGAAAAGUGGUUAAUAAUUGGUAUAAGUGGAACAACAUGCGGUGGAAAGACAACUUUGGCAAAUAAUUUACACGAUAAAUUUCCGAUCCAUUCAAAAGUCAUAUCGCAGGACGAUUAUUUUUUUGAAGCAGAUGAUCCAAGAUUGGAAGAUAUACCUGACUUAAAGCAUAAAAAUUUUGAUAGCCUUGGAAGUCUGGACAUGGAAAAAAUGUUAAAGGACAUCAACAUUAUGGUACAAAAGAGAAAGGGAGAUUUUAUUCUUAAUAAAUUCAAUGGUGAGACAACUUUGAGUAGUAAACAUAUUGUAGAAACCAUUAGAGAAAAAUUAACCAGUAAUAAUAUUAGUAUACUAAUCAUUGAAGGUUUCUGUAUUUUUAAUUAUCGUCCUGUAGCUGAUCUUUGUGAUUUGAAAUAUUAUAUUUCAUUGACCAAAGAUGAAUGUUACAGCAGACGUAUGAAACGAUCUUAUAUACCUCCUGAUGUCCCAGGUUAUUUUGAAAAGUACGUUUGGCCUCAGCAUCUUCAACAAAAGAAAGAUGUUGAAGAAAAUAUUCCAAAUGUUACCUGGUUUGAUGAACAUUCUGAAAAUAAAUUGGACAAAAUUAUGUCCGAUAUCCUGAAUGUCAUUCAGAUAUAAAACAAAAAUAUACACAUACAGUAAAAAAGGUGGUUACAGUUCACUAGUACCUUGCUUCUGUUUAAGAAGAAAAUUUUGUAUAUAAAAAUUAAUAUAUUACAAAAAUACUGGGCUUGAUGUAAGAAAAUUAUUAGGCAAAUAAUGUUAAUUACUUACUCAAUCUUGCAAUAAAUAAAUAUGUGUUUAUAAGGAUGUAAGUUUCUCAAAAAAUAUAGUUUGAUAUACAUUAAUCCAUUAAAAUUUUCGUGUUAUGAUCAAUAGUAAACCAACACUGUAGUCAGAAUCUCUUUAGAUAGAAUAACUUUACACAAA
Agrilus planipennis (emerald ash borer) is the source of this 2292-nucleotide messenger RNA. Its product is annotated as nicotinamide riboside kinase 1. NCBI's taxonomy places the organism in Eukaryota, Metazoa, Arthropoda, Insecta, Coleoptera, Buprestidae. Gene Ontology annotation, cellular component: cytoplasm. The transcript has 2 exons. The record is from RefSeq and is a predicted model, not a curated record. The coding region runs from base 1339 to 1980 and encodes 213 amino acids. Gene Ontology annotation, molecular function: kinase activity; ATP binding.